AUGUGCCCGCCAAAAUUUCGAAAAGUUCAAAUGAUUCAGAUUGAAGUGGUUAUGCAGUGCUGUUCUACUUCAAAGAUCAAAUACCUGGACUACUCCCUUUUGCUAUUUGUGUUUUUCUAGUGUAUACUAAUUUUUCAGAUUAGUGGAGAUUUUUCGAUGGCUUAAACAUCUUCUGUCAGCAUUCAUCUGUCCAGCGGAUUUCUUUUUCAACGAAACAUGGCCUGUUGGAGGUGUGUGAUUUGCUUUGUUUUCGUUGCCUUAACAUUGAAGUCCCUCUUGAGCCAUAUUAACACAGCACAUAGUCGCAGUCCCGAUUUCCGUGUUAUAUGCGGGAUUGAUGGCUGUACUGCUGAAUACAGAGUCUUCAACUCCUUUUACUACCAUAUUAGACGCACACAUACUCUAUAUUUUGCCACCGGACACCCACCUACUGGAUGGAUGACAUCAGCUACACCUGACCUAUCUCGGGUUGGAAGUGAACAUUUUGACAUCCCAGUUUUUUCUGACUGUGCCACUGAAACACGGGGAAUGCAAAGGACCAACAGUGAAGGCAACUCACCUGUCAUCGCAAAUGACAUGUUGAACCCAGAGCCUACAUGGCAUCAGAUUCCACACCCUGAUAAUCAGGUAAGGUCUAAUAUUGUCAAUUUUGUAUGACAAUGUUAUUCAACAUUUGAUGUGAACCAGUCUUAUAUGUACAUAGUAUAUUAUUAACACAACAUAUUUACAGGAAGGAGCUGGUGCAUCAAGUGCAAAUAUCAGACGUGCAGCUGCAUUUGCCAUCAAUGUGAGGGAGAGAUGUCACCUGUCUCAGAGGAGCGUCAACAACAUUGUUUCUGAAGUCCAGCAGUAUCAAACUACUCUUCUGAGCACCUUGAGGGACACAAUGAAGAGGAUCUUUGAAAGACAUUCAGACAGUGUGGAGCAGCUACAAGAGGAAGUACUGGCAACAUUAGACAAUUUUCAAGAUCCUUUCUCCUUCAUGGCCACCACAUACAUGCAAGACAGCACCAUCCAGAGGCUUUUUAACCCAGUUAAACCAGAGGAGGUAGUUAUGUCUCAGAGGGUUUGUCGAGUUAAAAAAGGACAAUCAAGAGUUCUUGGAAUUAAAAACAGAAGCUUUUACUAUAUAUCCCUGGUUAAGAGUCUUGAACAGCUGUUGUCCAAUUCUAGGAUUUUUGAUGUGAUCCGCACCACGCCACAGAGUUGUCACAAAGAUGGAUUUUUGUAUGAUAUGGUUGAUGGGAGCCUUUUCAAAUCCCACCCACUGUUUUCAGUGAAACCUUCUGCUUUACAGAUCAUUUUAAACACUGAUGAAAUAGAGAUCUGCAAUCCUCUCGGGUCACAUGCUUCAGUAAAUAAAUUACUGAUGGUUUAUUAUACUUUAGGAAACAUAAACCCCAAGUUUAGGUCAAAGCUGGCUGCAAUCAGACUCCUUGCUAUAGCAAAAGCUGAUGAUAUUGACAAAUGUGGUGUUGAUUUUGUAUUACAAAGAAUUGAUGAAGACUUAAAGUUGCUGUAUAAUGGUGUCACAAUCCAAACACAGAGUGGUGGAUUCGAGUUAUUUGGUGCUGUAAUUUCAGUGUGUGGUGACACACUUGCGCAGCAUGAGCUUGCUGGUUUCAAGGAAGGAGUUGGUUUUGCAUACAGUAAGUGUAGGCAUUGUGAAUGUACCUUUGAGGAAAUGCAAAUUAAUUUUAAUGAAGAGCGCUUUACAAAAAGGACAAUGGAAAAACAUAUUCAACAGUGCCAUGAAAUAGAAAAGGCCAGCACAGCCUUCUUGAAAUCGGCCCUCAAAACCACCUAUGGUAUAAACAGAAGGAGCAAGCUGGUUGAUUUUCCAGCCUUUGACCUCAUUCGGCAAACUCCACAGGACAUAAUGCACAUCAUUCUUGAGGGUGUUGCACCAAUGGAAGUUAAGUGUGUUUUAAAAUACCUUGUUCUGUCUGGACAGAUGGAGUUGGAUGUGUUCAAUUCAGCCAUGCAAAGUUUUCCUUUGUCACCAGUAGAUGUACGUGACAAACCCUGCCCUAUAAGUGUCAGUACCUUGGCAUCAAAUGAUAACAAACUUAAACAGUCCUCAGGGCAAAUGCUGAUAUUGCUGAAGAUCAUGCCUUUUCUGCUGAAUACUAUAGAGAAAAAUGAGUAUGUUCAGUUUGUUUUGGACUUAAUUGAGAUAGUUCAUAUACGUUUUGCUCCUGUUUUAUCUGUGCAGACUGUAUUAAGACUGAGAAGUAUGAUUGAACAGCAUUUGAAACAGUUUAAGCAACUUUUUCCUGAGAAUAAUGUCAUUCCUAAGCAACAUUACCUGCUGCAUCUCGCUUCCCAAAUUCUUUCCCUGGGCCCUAUGAUAAGACACAUGUGCAUGAGAUUUGAGUCAAAGCACUGUUUUUUCAAACAGUGGUCAUCUAAAUUGAACUUCAAAAAUGUCUGUAAGUCACUUGUGAAACAUAAUCAGCUUUUUGAAUGCUGUCAAAAUGAAAUGGGUAUGGAGCAUCCGAUUUUUUUACAUGAGAAAGAAUUGGGUCCUGUCUCAGAAGUAGCAAAUAUGGAGUAUGUUAAUGCAAAGAUGAGAGAUUUUUUGGGGAUUUAUGGCUGUUACGUGUGUGGUUGUUUUCCUGUGUCUCCCCUCUCAUUCUCUGUAGGUCUCACACCAUUGGCUGUUCCUCCACCAUCGUCCAACCCCCUGUCCAAUCUGGGAGCUGUCUGUUGGCCAAUCAGUGUCAUCAGGCCUUGAUAACUUGCACCUGUUUGUCUCCAUUGGAGGAGGCCAUUGUCUGCCUGUGUGUGGGGCUGUUGCCUUUUGUUUGUGAGAUGCCAUAGGGGUUUAGGCGAAUAGGUAAGACACCCUUGGGUUUACACUGCCAUCACGUAGACCAUACUCUUAUCACAUCAGGUUAGGAGCGGGGCCACCCUCUGUAUGUAUUAGCUAGGUUGUAUGUGUGCACUAAUUAGUUGUCACUUUAUCUUGUUUUCUUUGAUUUGGCUCCGCUUAUAGUUCCCUAUUCCCCUUGGCGGAUCGCUAGCUAAAUAAACACACUUACGUAUCCAGUUUGCUGUUGUGCCCUGUUUUGUUGUUCUCCCAGUCAGCCUAACAGUAAUAUGUGUUAUGGUUCCCCUACUCCCCCCCUAGACGUAGCAAGCUAACAUCCUGGAGCCGUAACAAUGGCAUACAAUACACAGUCAAAGUAAAGUGGCUUAUUCUCAAUGGGAACAAGUACAUAAGUGACAGGUCUCUAAUAAUCACCACUACAAAUGAGACAGUGCCUGUCUUCGGAUUUAUAAAAAACAUUUAUGUGGUAAACAGCUCAUUGUAUUGUUUUGAGUACCAGCUUUAUGAGACAGUGGGUUGGAAUAGAGAUCUUUUAGCCUAUGAAGUUGCAGUGCCUAAUCUUGCUCAAGCAACAGAGUUCAUCGAUGCUGAAAAACUAGUGGAUCAUACAUCAUAUUACCCUGUCAGUUUCAAAAACACCACGUAUGUUCUGACAAAAUAUUAUCUUGGUGAUGUUGCUCUACUUAAACAGUGAAAUGAAUGUGAAUAAACAUGUUACAACUGUGACCAGAGUGUGUGUGAAUGCUUACUGGGAGGUCUUGAAACAAGUUUUCUAAGCUAAGAAGUGGUCAUGAAAGAGUAUCUGACAUAAUUCAGCUUACUUUCUGUGGAAAAUAUAUAGUUUUAGGAUCUACUUACUAACUAAGAAAUAAAAAGACACAUAUUCUCAAAACAAGAAGAAUAAUCUUACUCAUUCUGUGCUUGCAUAGUAUAUUGCUCUCAAAACAAGAUCAAAAAGACUUUUUGGCUAGAUACAAGAUUGGAAGACUUGGUUAGAUUGUUAAUUUUUGUCCCCCCCACAGAGUGCACUCUGUGUGGGGGACUAAGUGGAGGCUUUAAAACGCAGAGGGGAAGGUGUAUUUAUGAGGAAGGGGGGAGGUAGGGCCUUCAGAGUUCUCUGCAACAGUUCAUCUACACGUUUUGUGAUGCUUUUUAAGUCGAGGUCUAGGCCUCCGGAGCAGCACAACCGGACGGUGGCUAAAACAAACGUACACCUAAAUGUUCUUCUAACUAAUCCUAUUGCAGAUUUAAUCUUUAAGACUGGGUUCUACUUACCUCAUACGUGUGUGGCCUGUGGAAGUUGUUUUAGCGUCGCGCCCGCCGGGAUUCUCUGGACUUUCUUCCAAACGUCGGGGUCUCCAAAUCUUGCGUUAUUUCUUGAAGAAAGUGGUCCAAUCCUUGGUCGCUUUUAACUCACUUUAUUUGUUUAAGUAGGCAUGUUUCGGUAUGGUAACUAUUGUUACGUAUUUUAAGAAUCUAAGUUACCCACACAUAGACCCAAUGAAGCAGGGCCAAACAUAUAAGCCGUAAAUACUAUACAUAGCCACUAGGGGAGCGAGACCUUAUUGAAGGCGGCUCCACCACAGAAGGCAUCACCGGAAGAAGCCGAAGCCACCACGCCCACUAGGCCACGCCCACUUGACGGUCUCUACCUAAGGACCGAAGGUGAAUAGUAGCGGGAGAGAGAUUUUCAGCGACACCCGCGAAGGGUCACGGGCCUCUGCCCGUGGCCCAUAGUAGCCAGAGUUAUUAUCUCUCACACGUGUUCUACACGAUUCCUAGAAUUCCCUCCGUAUAGCUUCACUUACCAUGCCGAAACAUGCCGACGACUUUAUAAUAAAUGAAGUGAGUUCAAAGCAACCCGGGAUUGGACAACUUUCUUCGAGAAUAUGCAAUAGAUGGUGACCACGACGUUUGGAAGGAAGUCCCGAGAAUCCCGGCGGGCGCGACGCUAAAACAACUUCAACAGGCCACACACGUCUGAGGUAAGUAGAACUCAUUGUCUUAAAGAUUUAAUCUGAAAUAGGAUUGGUUAUAAGAACAAUUAGGUGUAAGUUUGUUUUAGCCACCAUCCGAUCGUACUGCUCCAGAGGCCUAGCAUAACAACACGUGUAGAUCAACGGUUGCAAGGAACACUGAAGGCCCAACCUCCCCCUUUCUUCACACUUGAGUUGUUUUUAGUACUCGUCGUUAACGAUCAUUCUUGGUACUGGUUGAGAGGUGAAGCCCUCCACUAUCUGUCUCUGUAUAGAUCGGGCCAAAAUAGUAUAUU
Gadus chalcogrammus (walleye pollock) is the source of this 5105-nucleotide messenger RNA. RefSeq lists its product as uncharacterized. NCBI's taxonomy places the organism in Eukaryota, Metazoa, Chordata, Actinopteri, Gadiformes, Gadidae. The transcript is spliced from 2 exons. The record is from RefSeq and is a predicted model, not a curated record. Bases 887 to 2737 code for a protein of 616 amino acids.